CUUCCACCUCUAAAUCGUGCUGAUUUAUUUAUAAAUUAUUUUCUCUCUAUCGUUUCUCGCUUUGUUUCGUCGCCCGCGACGUGUUGUUUUGUGAAAAUUUGCAUCGCAUUUUAUAGCGCGUGCAUUAGUGUUGGUCGGUGUGUUGACGUGCGAGGAAAAGCGACGCUGCGAAUUGCGCGAGAUCGGAGAAAACAAAACAUCUCGUCAUAUCCCAAGCAGCGACAGCAGCAGCAACAGCAACCCAUUAAAAUCAUAACCUUGGGCGUGUAUUAAUCGAGUGAUCCCUCCACACCCCCCGCCCCCAUCCGAUUUGAUCUGGAUUACUUGGCUUGCUGUUGGAACUGUUGUUUUCUGGUUCCGCUGGCGUUUCUGUUUCCGUGCAAACAUCUGGCGAGAUAAGGGCCUAUAUAAGACAGCCACCUCCUCAUUCCCCCCCCACUCCGGAAGCCCCCUCGAAUACGAAAAAAAAAAACUUGGUUGCAAAAACGGCGGCGCGCUGAACAUAUAACUCGCAGUUAUAGUUUCGCCUUUGGACACAACAGACGCCCGCGCAUCCGAACAGUUUUUAUUGGCGAGAUGAUUCAUGUGGGCGAGAAUACGUGGAACCUGCGGAUCCUAAUCACGGACCUGCAGGUGGAGAAGACGCUCAGGGUGAAGGGCGAUCAGCAUAUUGGCGGCGUAAUGCUGCAACUGGUGGAUCCGGAGAUGCCCAAGGAUUGGUCCGAUCACGCCUUAUGGUGGCCCGCCAAGAAUGUCUGGCUGACCAGGACACGAUCCACUCUGGACCAGGCCGGAGUCCAGUCAGACUCCUUUCUGCACUUCACACCCAUGCACAAAACACUGAGGGUCCAGAUGCCCGAUCUUCGCUAUCUCGACUACCGUGUCAACUUCUCGGCCAAAACUUUUGGAGCCGUUGUCAGUCUGUGCAAGGAUCUGGACAUACGCUAUCCCGAGGAAUUGUCGCUGUGCAAACCCCUGGAACCGGAGCAUCUCAAGAAGAACUUCUCCAAGUUGCCGCAACGCAAGAUUCCAGUGGCGGAGGCGAAUGGCGUGUCCUAUUUGCAGCCAGCGGCGGACACCAACUCAUUUGUCCCGAUCACAGGCGCCUACAACGGCAGCAACGGCAGUCUGGAUCGCUCGCACAAUGGCAAUCUGCUGUGCGCUCCGGCCUCACCGUAUGCCACCACUCCCCGGCGGGCAGCCACUGCGCCGGGCACGCCCAUUAGCUCGCCGACGGGCACCUGGAAGCACAACUCCACGGGCUAUGCCAGCUACGAUUCCAACUCCAGUUUCGGUGACCUCCAGGAGAACCUGGCCAUGUCGCCCAGGUCACCCAGUCCGGAUGUGAGAGCUCGCCUGGUGCGACCCAAGUCUCGAGUGGAGAAGGCGCGCCUCAAUGUGGGCUGGUUGGACUCGUCGCUUUCCAUCAUGGAGCAGGGAGUUAGGGAGUACGACACCCUCUGUCUGCGCUUCAAAUACUACACCUUCUUCGAUCUGAACCCCAAGUACGACCAGGUGAGGAUCAAUCAGCUGUACGAGCAGGCCAAAUGGAGCAUUCUCAACGAGGAACUGGAUGCCACCGAGGAGGAGACCCUCAUGUUCGCCGCCCUGCAGUUCCAGGUUAACCACCAGACGGAUCUGCAUCCGCCAGGCAUCGAUUCUGGCAUCGACACCUCCAGUCAGGAGACUGGCGGCGAGGACGACAUCGACUCGGCUCUCAACGAGCUGCAGAUCACGCUCGAAGGUCCGGGCGGUGGCAAGGAUCAGGGCAACAUUACCAGGAUACCAGAGCUGUCGGAUUAUCUGAAAUUCCUGAAGCCGCAGCGGUUCACCCUCAAGGGAUACAAGCGCUACUUCUUCACCUACAGGGAUCUGCAUCUGCACCUGUACAAAUCGCAGGAGGAGUCGCGACGAGGAGCACCCAGCAUCAGCAUCAAUUUGCGGGGCUGCGAGGUGACGCCCGACGUGAAUCUGGCCCAGGGAAAGUUUGCCAUCCGACUGGAGGUGCCGCCAGAGGGCCGCAAUGGGCCGAACAGCGAGGUCUGGGUGAGAUGCGAGAACGAGGAGCAGUACGCCAAGUGGAUGGCCGCCUGUCGCCUGGCCGCCAAGGGUCGCUCCCUGGCCGACAGCUCCUACGACAGCGAGGUGAGCAGCAUUCGCUCGCUGCUCCAGAUGCAGAAACCCGCCCAGGGAGCUCCGCUCACCGUCAAUCCCCGGAGUGUGGAGCCCAUGGACUACCUAUCGCCCAAGAUGAUGCGCAAACUUUCGAGCAAGGCAGUGCAGAGGAUUUUGGAGGCGCACGCCAAUGUGCGUCAGCUGCCACUGAUGGAGGCCAAGAUGAAGUACAUCCAGGCCUGGCAAUCACUGCCCGACUUCGGCGUCACCCUGUUCGUCAUCAAGUUCGACGGCCACAAGAAGGAGGAGCUGUUGGGCGUGGCCAACAACCGGAUCAUGCGCAUGGACCUCGCCACCGGCGAUCACAUCAAGACCUGGCGCUACAACACCAUGAAGGCCUGGAACGUCAACUGGGGCAUCAAGUGCAUGAUGAUCCAGCUGCAGGACGAGAACAUCAUCUUCUCCGUCCAGUCGGCGGACUGCAAGGUGGUGCACGAGUUCAUCGGCGGCUACAUAUUCAUGUCCAUGCGCUCCAAGGAGAACAACCAGACGUUGAACGAGGAGAUGUUCCACAAGCUGACGGGCGGCUGGUCGUAAACGGAUUACCGAAUACCGGAAUCUGGAGGAGUGGAGUGGAGUCUUACGAGUGCCAAGCACAAACCUCGUCGCAUGCUCUGCACUUUUAUCUAUAUUUACCUAAAGUAGGGUGCGUUGAUUUAUGGGUUGAAAAGUAAUCAGCGGACUAUGCUAAGCAACACCAGUUGAAGCUUCCUCAAUACUAAAAACUUAACAAGGUCUUCUUUCUGUUCUGGUUUAUAUUGUAGCUUAAAUUUGUAUCUACUUUGAAAAUUAUUUUUGUGUUCUCAUUGCCGGCAUUUACGUUAAAGAAUAAUUUACUUUAUGGCAGCCAGAACAGCUAUUAAAAGUAUUAGGUAAACUUGGAAUACAUCCAAGUAUUGGUAUUUGUGCUGUAAAAAUCUAGGCCAAUAAUUAACUUGAUUUUAAAACGAAAGUUGCUUGAAAUUGUCCAACGAUUACCUCCAAUUUGUAUCAACCCAGUCAGUCGAAGCACCCUAAUCGAAAGCGUAAGCGUUGUGUGUAUAAGUGGAAUUCUAGACUAAUAGCAAUCAGCACGCUGAUAACGAUUAUGAUAACGAUGUUGUGCCUUCGCCAGAGCAAUCUUAACCCAAAACAAGUCCAAGUCAAUGUCCUGUGUUCUCUGUGUUGUCUGUUUUUCUAACACAGCGUUAAAGUUUACACUACUUAAGUCCUUUUUGUACCACACUUGUGCGGACUUGGGCGCGACUAACCCGCAGUUUUACAUAUUGUAUAUUUAUUAAACAAAUUAAUAAGCAGAAUAAAUUAUUUUAUAUGUUUUUAAUGAUCGUAAA
This is a messenger RNA of Drosophila elegans, 3506 nucleotides long. RefSeq names its product unc-112-related protein (gene Fit1). The coding region runs from base 577 to 2712 and encodes 711 amino acids. Gene Ontology annotation, biological process: cell-matrix adhesion; integrin-mediated signaling pathway. The record is from RefSeq and is a predicted model, not a curated record. Gene Ontology annotation, molecular function: integrin binding. Gene Ontology annotation, cellular component: cell-substrate junction. NCBI's taxonomy places the organism in Eukaryota, Metazoa, Arthropoda, Insecta, Diptera, Drosophilidae. The transcript is spliced from 2 exons.